ACGUGAUAUUGUGGUAACGGUUUGGCAACGUGCCCGAUGUAACGGUACGUGAAAUAGGUUUUCAUUGGUUAAUGUAUUGUCCGAAUAGUUUCGUAAAAUUUAAAAACGAAUUUCAAUUAUUCACUUUUUGAUAAAAUCCGAGAAAUAAAUGCGCUUUUACAGAGUAAUAUUUUAAUUUUGAAUGACAAUACCCCUAAAAGCAAAAAUUUUGCGUAUCAAAAAUCGACAAAGAGAAGUAACCAAUGAAAUGUUCGGUAACAUAAAGUUUGGCAAAAGACCGCGAAAAGAAUUGCUGCUCCAUUGAGAAUGUUUUUGUUUACAGUUUACUACAAAGGGAUUUUCCAAUAAUUAAGCGGUUGGAGUUGCAUUUAUGAUUGUGCAUUAGGUAUUGUUAAUGACUAUGUGUAUCGUGUAUGAAAUGGGUUGAGGAAAUGUGAACGCAAGAAAAUGGAUGUGUACCCAAGUCCACGACCAACCCCCAAAUUCUUUCCAGAACCCCAAACAUUUUCCACCAAAAAGGCACGCUCCACUCCCAGGAAUUGUGGGCCACCGAGACCUCCUGUGAAGAGUGCCCCUCCCAUCAGUCGAAUAUUUCCACAUCGUCCUAUUGAGAGGGCCCAGGUUGUGUCAUUUCGUAGUGACGAAGGAAACAAAUCAUUUUUAGAGAACCAGUACAACAGCAGCAGUAACCAUUUGUACUUUGAGCAAGGAUUCAAAGUUAUCAGCCGUCUAGGAGCCGGAUCUUUUGGAGAGGUUUUCAAAGUCCAAAGUAAAGAAGAUGGCAAGUUUUAUGCAAUAAAGAAGUCUCGGGAUCCUUUCAGAGGUGAAUCAGACAGGAAAAGGAAGUUUGAAGAAGUGGCAAAACAUGAGACUUUACAACCCCAUUCAAACUGUGUUCGUUUCUAUAGAGCUUGGGAAGAACGUCAGCAUCUCUAUAUCCAAACUGAGCUCUGUAAACUGAGCUUGACGGACUACACUGAACAGAACCAUGAUUUGUCUGAGGCAACCAUAGCUAACUACCUGGUGGAUCUGUUGAUGGCACUGAAACAUUUACAUGACCACAACCUCGUGCACAUGGACAUCAAACCAGACAACAUUUUCAUCUCCUUUGAUGCUAUAUGCAAGUUGGGAGAUUUUGGACUUGUUUUGGACCUCACUAAGAGUAAUGAUAUAUCUGAGGCCCAAGAAGGGGAUCCAAAAUACCUCUCACCAGAAUUAAUGGAUGGCAAAUUUGGAAAGCCAGCAGAUAUAUUUAGUCUUGGGAUGACUAUAUUGGAGUUGGCAAGUGACCUUGACCUUCCCAGAGGUGGGGAAGGCUGGCAUAUGUUGCGCUCUGGGCAGCUACCAGAGGAAUUCCUGAGAGACAAGUCUUUUGACUUGAAAUAUGUGAUACAGCAAAUGUUGGAUCCUGAUCCAAAGAGUCGCCCUACAAUUGACCAAGUCUUAGCCUUUCCAUAUGUCAGAAAAGUAUGGAAAAGAAGGCGACGAGAAUACAUGUACAAAAGAGCUGUAAGUGCUGUAUCAGCCAUGCUCCACAGCAUCCUGGCCUUCCUGUUUCUUGUCACCAGCGUGUUCACACCGGGCUACUGGAGAAACUCCAGACUGAGCAUUAGCUCCAGCAGCAACCUCAAUAGCAGCUACAGCAACCACAACUCAAGUGGGCUCGACCACAGUAUUUCUGAUGAUGAAUGUUUUGAAGAUGACAUUAGUAUUCACAAUAACUCCAUGGGGUCGCCAUUAGACAGUUCUUCUGGAGACAGUUUUAGUGAAUUCAUCAUUCCUUGUAAACCACCUCCAAGAAGAGCAUUUACAUCACCAAUGUCAAGACAACGACCUUUGAACUACAUCAAUCAGCCUAUGAGUUCUUCUCCAGUGCUCAACAAAUCCAGAAAACCUGAUACACCAAACACCAGCUUUGAGAGUAGUUUUGACGAUGAGCGGUCGGUCACUCCCACUUUCAACAGUAGCAACAACAACUUGGUAGAGGGGGGAGAAGAGUCGACCAAAAUUAGCAUCGAACCCAAAAAUCUGAUGGAUAUGUUCGAUGCCACAAGUGACGAAGAUUAGUGGUUUGUUGUGAGAGGAACGAUGGAGAAUUGCACAAAUACACAAAGUAGCAAGCGUGUUAACUAGGUUACUGCUGUUUUUAUAUGUGUUCAACUAGCACCAACUGCCUUAGACACUUCACCGCAUUGUGUUCAUAGGAAGAGUGUGAACUUGUUCAAGAUUGACUGCUGACAGCAUCGGCAAUAGCUGUGAAUAGUGCUUGUUGUCAUUGUACAUUUAUGUGGAUUUGAGUAUUUUGGAUUUUUUAAUUAACUGGAAGAGUUUUUAAGCACAAGGACUAGUGUAGACAUACAUUUUCUGUUGGUAAUUAUUAAUAUUUAAGUCAUGUCCUUUUUUUAAAUUUACUUGUGUAAAUUAUAUUAUGAAUUUCAUCGAUUCUUUGUAAACUUGCCAAAACCAUCAACUCACCUGAUUUACAAAAUUCAUUUCAUGUAUCAUGUGAUAUUUUGAUAUUAUAAUCCCACAAAAAGCUGCCAUAAACAGUCUUGAGCCAUUCAGGUGCUUGUUCCGAUAUACUUAUAUAGCUAAUAGGGCCACCAUUUGUGUUUCAUUCUACUUAAAUAAAGUACCACAGACUCUAUGAAACGGUACUUUCUAUUGAAUAGUUGUAGUACUAAUUCAGAGCUUUGGGAGAAAUGUGUAUUCUCUAUAUUGAUAGUAAUUAUGAGGGAUAUGGAAUAGAUUAUUACUACAUGAUGCUUCUGCUGACAGUAUGGAAAUAACUGAAUGAUUAUGUAACAAUUUUGUUAUCAUUUAUAUAAUUUGUUGCCAGUGUUAUUUUUUGUUACUCUCUCUGUAGGAUUAGUUAGUUGGAUAAGUAAUGACAGGCUUAUUUUGUUACAUUAUUUUAUUGAAAAGCUUGAUUUCAUUUUAAUUCACUCUCAAAUAUGGAAAUGCAACACUUUGUACUCUUGGCUUCUAGAGUGAAAUAAAGAAGUUACAGAUA
Molecule: messenger RNA, 3013 nt
Organism: Ostrea edulis (European flat oyster)
Lineage: Eukaryota; Metazoa; Mollusca; Bivalvia; Ostreida; Ostreidae
Product: membrane-associated tyrosine- and threonine-specific cdc2-inhibitory kinase-like
Exons: 16
Coding region: 448-2067 (539 amino acids)
Biological process (GO): protein phosphorylation
Molecular function (GO): ATP binding; protein kinase activity
Source: RefSeq, a predicted model, not a curated record